AUGUUCGGUAUGAACCUCUGGGGCAGUGUUGCCCCAGGAGGAGCUUCUCUUACCGACAAGGAGCGCAAUCCGCCGCCCAGGCCAAUACCUCUCGAAUUUCCAAGCUACGUCCCAUUCAAAUGUGGCAGUCCACUAGAUACUCACCAUAUGGAGUCCCUUUCCAAGCACAUUCUAUCAGUUCGCAGACCACUCGACAUUCAGGAUUCUCACCUUGCACAAUUGAACAUUGAGCUGAGGCAGAAUGUGCAACUAGAGGAUAUGAUCCCGGACGAUGGGUUCAAAUCCCGACCAUUUUUAUUCGACGCCGACUUGACCUCAAUGCUCAACGAACUUGGUAUCGAGAAUGAAGAUGCAUACCGAGAGAUCCUACGACUACCGCCCCUAGAGGGCCGAAAGAAACCUCGAUUAGCAUACUCAAGAAACUUUUAUGCCAGUCUGGAAGACAUGUGUCGGUACUGGGAUGACAGCAAAGACAACUACUAUGAGGUGGAAUCAACAGAGGCCGAAGACUCCACCAGCAAAGAUACCACCAGCCAAGAUACCACCAGCCAAGGAGAGAAGAAACAACUUGGAGGACGGCAUGCUCCAGUGAAAGAUGCUCGUCAAGAAAUUCAGACAAAUGUCGCUCAGCCGCCGGUCAUGACGGAAAAUGCAGUUGGGGACACUAUUCAACUGACCGCAGAAACAAUCGAAAUUCCAACGCGUUCCAAGAUGAAGCAGGUAUACAAGGGUGUCCGACUCGGCAACGGUGAGCAAAUGAGCCCCGGUACAAGAGUGGCAGCUAUCAGAAACCUCCUGAAAAUGGCCGUUCACAAGUUCAAUUGCCGUGACUAUGAUGUCCAGCCAAGGGAGCGGUUGAGGAUAGGGAAGAUCAACCUUCCUUCCACAUAUUACAACUUCUGCGUGGCAAGAACGCCUUCUGAUAUCAAGCUUGCGAGAGCGAGAAUGGUUGAGGGACCACUACUGGGUGUGCACUGCAGGACUGAGGUCAGGUUCAAGUCCAGAGACGGCCUACUUGAACCGAGCAGCGAUUUCGUUGGCGAGAAAUACGAUCUCUUCAGAGAAGUCAGCGGUUUGCUGAUGCUUGCGCAGCAGCGUGCUCGGGAAGGGCAAACACCUUCCAACGAACCCACGCCUGAACAGUGGUGGGCAAUCAAGAGUCGAUGGGGUGGCGGCCCUACCAAGUGGGGACAACUUAGUACUGAAGUUUUUGAAGAUGACGACCCUGGUUGGAGUCCAGAAGAGCGGCGCCUGCAGCUGGAAAAGCGUGAAAGAGAGGAAGAAGAGAGGCAGAGAGGGGAUCUGCCCACCGCAACUGAUCUGAAUAAUCUCAAACCAGAGGAUUUGAUCGCAACGAAGCUUGCCGCAAGCAACGACCGGCCGAAGAAGAAAAACAAGAUUGAUGGCGAGAACAACAACAGCAACCACAACAAAGACCGAACGGAGUACAAAGAUGGGAGAAGGCUAAUGUACACGCCGCCACUCCGGCGGAAGUGGUAUCAAGAAUGGGUGAAUGUCCGACCUAACUCGCUUACCUGGGACGAGAAGAUCAUCUAUAAAAGAAUGGGUAUGCCAGAUCCGCGGGAAGGCUGGGACGACGUGUACAUGAUCUCGGGAGCCAAUCAUCAUGCAUGUAUAGUGAAGUUGACUGUGCACAAGAACUAUCUCGAGUGGCUGGAAACAGGCGCCGUCAAGCAGGAUGCCUUGACUCGAACGCGGCAAGACGUGGAUCCAGCGUCCAUGGUCAGAGAAGACCAUAUUCUCUACAUGAGUCGGAGUCGGUGGUACGAUCUUUUUGACACUGAGCAGAGGAUGAACCUGUUGACGGGGAUCUGGAGAGUCCUGUCUUGGAUCAACCGGGACGGAAUACCAAAGGCAGAGUACGACAAGAGGGAGGGGUUGAGAAAGCAGGAGCAGCAACAAGAGCAACCCCAACUGCCUCAAGCGAUGAUCACAUAG
Exophiala viscosa is the source of this 1959-nucleotide messenger RNA. RefSeq lists its product as uncharacterized. The transcript is spliced from 2 exons. The record is from RefSeq and is a predicted model, not a curated record. Bases 1 to 1959 code for a protein of 652 amino acids. NCBI's taxonomy places the organism in Eukaryota, Fungi, Ascomycota, Eurotiomycetes, Chaetothyriales, Herpotrichiellaceae.